Lingula anatina is the source of this 2425-nucleotide messenger RNA. RefSeq names its product thymus-specific serine protease. Gene Ontology annotation, cellular component: endosome; lysosome. Gene Ontology annotation, biological process: proteolysis. NCBI's taxonomy places the organism in Eukaryota, Metazoa, Brachiopoda, Lingulata, Lingulida, Lingulidae. Gene Ontology annotation, molecular function: serine-type exopeptidase activity; dipeptidyl-peptidase activity. The record is from RefSeq and is a predicted model, not a curated record.
UCGGAAUUAGUCGCAGUUUGCUGUUAGUCAUGUGACGAUGCAUCAACAACUUUUACCACCUUGCACGUGAGAAAGAAAUAUAUAAGAUCGUGGUCAUGUGAUAAUAUAUCAGAAAGUAGAGGGUUAGAGCUCGUGAAUACGCCUCUCUUCUGCCAUCGGUUUCAAAGCUACCAUGUAUCUUAGAUUUAUCUUGCUGGUUAUUUUCGUGGUCGUCGUAGACGAGGCACUGUCCCUUGGUAUAAAUCAUUGGAAAUUUAGAGAAAAAUUACAGGAAUACAGAAGACAAAGAUUACAUUUAGAAGUCCACCGUAAACUUGGUGGGAAAUUCCCUGAUGCUGUUUCUGAUAUUUUCCCUGCUGAGUACUUGACACAGCCAUUGGAUCACUUCGAUUCUGAAAACAGGGCAACCUACAAACAGAGGUAUUGGGUGAACUCAGGGAGCUGGAUGAAGAAGCAAGAUGGCCCUGUAUUCUUGUUCAUUGGUGGAGAAAGUGGACUCUCUGAAUUUGAUGUUAUUAUGGGAGAACAUGUGCAGCUUGCUGAGAAGUACAGUGCUUUAAUUUUUGCUGUUGAACAUCGGUUUUAUGGAGACAGUCUCAAUGAUGAUGGACUGGAGCUGAAGAACCUCAAGUUUCUUUCCAGUCAGCAGGCACUUGCUGAUCUUGCAUCAUUUUAUGAACAUGCUGUCAAUAAGUACAAUUUAACAGAGAGAAACACGUGGAUCUGUUUUGGUGGGUCUUACCCUGGGGCACUAUCAGCCUGGUUCAGAUUAAAGUACCCACAUAUUGUGUAUGGUGCCAUAGCUUCUUCAGCCCCAGUCAGAGCUCAAGCCAACUUUGAAGGCUACAAUGACGUGGUGGCCAGCAGUCUAGCUGAUCCUGUGGUGAAGGGUUCGCAGGAGUGUGCGUCAGCAGUGAGGAAAGCAUUCAGUCAAGUUGAUGACAUGCUCAAAAGAGGGCAGCACAGACACCUUGCUGAGGACUUCCAGUCCUGUGGAGACAUCUCCUCUCACUAUGACACUGUCACAUUUGUGAGCAACCUUGCUGACCACUUCAUGAGUGUGGUACAGUACAAUGGAGAGAUGCCCAAUGUAAAUAUCAGCAGACUCUGCCAGAUGAUGACAGGAUCCAGUGACCCCUAUUAUAAUCUGAUGACUAUUAACAAGAUGAUGUUGAAUGCCACGGAGGAGAAGUGUGUGGACAACUCAUGGGCUAAUUACACCAAGAAGCUGAGCAAUGUGACAGUGACCAGGGGAGACACAGGGAUGAUGAGACAAUGGACGUUCCAGACAUGCACACAGUUUGGAUACUAUCAGACCUGUGAUGAAGGUAGCAGGUGCCUGUUCUCACACCAGAUGGACUUCCAGUCAAACCUGGACAUCUGUCAGUCUGUGUUUAACAUCCCUGGGGAGGAGGUGGCCAGGAGGGUGGACUUCACUAAUGCUUACUAUGGAGCAGACAGACCCAAGGGAAGCAGAAUUGUGUUUGUGAAUGGCUCCAUAGAUCCUUGGCAUGCCUUGAGUGUACUAAGAAACCAGAGUUCCACUGAGGUGGCCAUCUUCAUUAAUGGUACUGCUCACUGUGCUAACAUGGAGUCUGCAGUGCCACAGGAUCCUCCAGCUUUAACACAGGCCAGACAGAAAAUUUCCGACAUAAUUGGAGAGUGGCUGAGAGAUGCUUCAGGACAUGCAGGCAAGAAAGAUCCCAAUACUUUAUAUUUUCAGAAACUCUAAAAACAGAUUGAAAAAUAAUCCUCAUAGAAAUUGCAACAGCUCCUCUGGAGAUGGACCCUGUGAUAUUUAAAUCAUACAGAUACAUUGGAAUUAUUUUCAUGUGUAAGUGAUUUGAACUAAGUCAGGUGUUUUAAUGAUUUUAACCAUGUCUAUGAAAAGCUACACAUUUGCAUCAAGAUAUUCUAUAAUGAAAGACUCACUAUUGAAAUAUUGUGAUGCGCAUUGAUCAUAUUAGUAUGUCUAGUCUUUCAGUAAUGCAGGACUGUCAUAAUUUGCCAUUCAUUACCAUGAUUCAUGAAGAUUGUCAAGUUGCACUGUGAUCAGAAGGUUGUCUGCCUUUCUGUUGACUGUUUAAUAGUGUUAUAGCAUUUUAUUAUUACUAUGCACUUUUUGUGUUUUAUAACAUAGAGUGAACAUUUUAGAAACAUUUUAUUAAAAUUUAAAAAUGCAUUUGCACAUCUAUUUAUGAAGCUGUAUUUAUAAAAUGCAUUUGCACAUCUUUUUAUGAAGCUGUAUUUAUAAUCUUAAGUGUUCGGAGAAAUUUUGUUUUACAAGAAACUUUGAAACAGCUGCCUUUAUUUCUUAUUGCAUGUAUAGCAUAUUAAACCAAUGGUGCUUGAAACGCAUCUUCAUGAUUGUCCAUUUACUCUUUUAUUUGUAAUAAAAUGUUCUAAAAUAGCUAAACAACAGUUU